GAUAUACGGAUGCAUUCAAAGAAACCUUCGCUGAUGGCAAGGCUCUUGCCUUGUGGGGGAAUGCCGAAACCAAGGACUGUGGCAUUGCAACCAAGCAACGCUGGAUCGAGCAGGGGAAGGAGGAAAGGAAGCCAGGGGCAAAGGUUGGCUCUUUCUUUGUGAUGGAGAGACGUCAAGCCACAAUCAGGCUGAGCGGCCACAGAGCAAAAUUUGCCUAA
This is a messenger RNA of Podarcis lilfordi (Lilford's wall lizard), 218 nucleotides long. The record is from the annotation of a GenBank genome assembly. NCBI's taxonomy places the organism in Eukaryota, Metazoa, Chordata, Lepidosauria, Squamata, Lacertidae.